CACACCUUCUUCUUUUAUACACCAUAACAAAAACAAAGCACAUGGCUAAGCUCAUUUUCUUUCUUGGCGUCCAAAUCCUCCUUCUCGCUGCCGUAUCAUCCGCCGAAGACGAUGGGGAAAACUUCACCGGAACCAUAGACCGUAAACUCCUCGGUCUCCACAAGAAAGAGAAACUAACGCAUUUCAAAGUGUAUUGGCACGACAUCUUAAGCGGUCCAAAACCAAGCUCCAUCAGAAUCAAGCCACCGGUUAAAACCUCCACCUCCUACUUCGGAGGAGUCACGAUGUUCGACAACGCUUUGACGGAGAAAGUUGAGAUAAACUCCACGUUGUUGGGCCAGGCCCAAGGGUUUUACGCCGGAGCUGCUCAAAAAGAGUUUAGUUUUCUAGUGGGGAUGAACUUUUCUUUUAAGACAGGGAAAUAUAAUGGAAGCACGAUCACGAUUCUUGGUCGGAACCCUGUGUUGUCAGAGGUAAGAGAAAUGCCUAUCGUCGGAGGAACUGGGCUUUUCCGGUUUGCUAGAGGGUAUGUUGAGGCUCGUACAAAAUUGCUUAACCUAAAGAACGGUGAUGCUAUUGUUGAGUACAGUUGUUAUGUUUUGCAUUAUUGAUGUUAAUGAUGUUUGUGUCCAAUUUUAUAUUUAAUUUGACGACGUAAUAAUUCUACUUUUGGAUGUGGUGUCCCAUGUCCGUGUGUGUGGUGGAUUUGUUGGAUUAUGUUUGUCGCUUAUUUCAACUUAACGAUGCAAUCAUAAUUAUUCUUUUGCAAGGAGUUUUA
Molecule: messenger RNA, 778 nt
Organism: Raphanus sativus (radish)
Lineage: Eukaryota; Viridiplantae; Streptophyta; Magnoliopsida; Brassicales; Brassicaceae
Product: dirigent protein 20-like
Exons: 1
Coding region: 42-611 (189 amino acids)
Source: RefSeq, a predicted model, not a curated record